Molecule: messenger RNA, 971 nt
Organism: Gossypium arboreum
Lineage: Eukaryota; Viridiplantae; Streptophyta; Magnoliopsida; Malvales; Malvaceae
Product: basic blue protein-like
Exons: 2
Coding region: 346-717 (123 amino acids)
Cellular component (GO): plasma membrane
Molecular function (GO): electron transfer activity
Source: RefSeq, a predicted model, not a curated record
AAGGUUAUGAUUUGCUUUGAUCACUUUUCUUUUCCGUGUUCUCCUUUUUUGCUAUAUGAAUUCCUUAGAAUUUAGGAAACUUUAAUUCCACAGCUAGCUUUUUCUUUCUCAAUAAUAUCACACUACCAUUUCAUUAAAGGUUCUUUUUUUUCCUUGAAGUUUUUAUUUUUUUUGCUAAAUUGAAACCGAUUUUUAUGGCACUGACUCGAUCGAAACAAUGGGUCCUACUCAAGUCACCCUAAACCAACAACCCCAUUAUAAGGGGCCAACUCCCUAGUCUAGCUCCUCCUCACAAGCUCACCCAGUGCACCCCACUCUUAAUUUUUUCCUUGUAGAGAAAUAGGAAUGGUUCAGGGAAGAUGCAGUGCAGUGGCAGCCACAGUGCUGCUCUGCUGCUUGUUGCUCCACUUUGAGGUGGCUCAAUCAGCAAGUUUCACUGUUGGAGGAAGAGGUGGGUGGACCUUUAACGCCGCUGCUUGGCCUAAACGCAAGCGCUUUAAGGCGGGUGACACUCUCGUGUUCAAUUACAACCCUUCAAUCCACAAUGUGGUAGCUGUGAACAGAGCAGGAUACAAAUCAUGCAAAGCACCAAAAGGUGCUAAAGUUUUCAAGUCAGGCAAGGAUCAGAUCAAGCUUAAAAAGGGCCAAAACUUUUUCAUCUGCAAUUACAUUGGCCAUUGUCAAGCAGGAAUGAAAAUAGCAGUCACUGCUGCCUAAUCCGAGAUUAGGCAUUGCCAUAUGAUAUCUUCAGUUUGCUUUUAAGUAUUAAUGUAAGAUUCGGUGUCACAAAGUCUACUCUAGUGUUAGAUUUGCUUGCUUUGAGUGGGUAGGUGGUGCUCCAAACACUAAAUCUAUACUAUAAUAAUGAUGGUUUUAAGUGGAAAUCUUUUGUGUAAUGCUUUGUGGCUAAGGUUUUACUUGUACUCCCUUUUGCAAUAAAAUAUAUAAAGAUGCUUCUACCAGUUUUAUUA